Oncorhynchus nerka (sockeye salmon) is the source of this 3138-nucleotide messenger RNA. RefSeq names its product phosphodiesterase 9ac (gene pde9ac). Gene Ontology annotation, molecular function: 3',5'-cyclic-GMP phosphodiesterase activity. NCBI's taxonomy places the organism in Eukaryota, Metazoa, Chordata, Actinopteri, Salmoniformes, Salmonidae. Gene Ontology annotation, biological process: signal transduction; cGMP catabolic process. Bases 73 to 1200 code for a protein of 375 amino acids. The record is from RefSeq and is a predicted model, not a curated record. The transcript is spliced from 12 exons.
GUUACAGUGGAGGGACUGAAGGUUGUGGAGAUUGAGAAGUGCAAAAAUGACCUAAAGAAACUACGAGAUGAGAUGACAUCCAGAGGAGGAGGGAGAGUCGGGAACUGUCCCUGCAAGUACAACUUCUCAGACGACGGGAAGAAGCUUAAUCCCAGACGUGACGUCCCAAGUUAUCCAAAGUACACCUUAUCCCAGGAGACUAUUGAAGCACUGAAGAAGCCAACAUUCGAUGUCUGGCAUUGGGAACACAAUGAGAUGCUGAGCUGCUUAGAGUACAUGUACCAUGACCUGGGACUGGUGAAGGAAUUCAACAUGAACCCCAUCACUCUCAAACGCUGGCUGCUGGGCAUUCAGGAGAACUAUCGCAGCAACCCGUUCCACAACUUCCGCCACUGCUUCUGUGUCAGUCAGAUGAUGUAUGGCAUGAUUAACCUGUGUAACCUGCCGGAGAAGAUGACUCUGACGGACAUGGGCAUUCUCAUGACAGCUGCAGUGUGCCACGACCUGGACCACCCCGGCUACAACAACACGUACCAGAUCAACGCUCGCACAGAGCUGGCCGUGCGUUACAACGAUAUAUCUCCCCUGGAGAACCAUCACUGCGCCGUGGCCUUCCAGAUCCUUUCGCUGCCCGAGUGCAACAUAUUCGCCAACGUCGAAUUGGAGGCCUACAAGCAGAUCAGACAGGCCAUCAUUACCCUGAUCUUGGCCACAGACAUGGCCCGGCAUGGAGAGAUAUUAGACUCCUUCAAACAUAAAGUGGACAGCUUUGACUUCACCAACGAGGAGCAUGUGACAUGCCUGAAGAUGGUUCUGAUCAAAUGCUGCGACAUCUCCAACGAGGUCCGGCCUACCGAGGUGGCCGAACCCUGGGUGGACUGUCUGCUGGAGGAGUACUUCAUGCAGAGUGACAGGGAGAAGACUGAAGGGCUGCCGGUGGCUCCGUUUAUGGACAGAGACAAAGUGACCAAGCCCACUGCCCAGAUUGGAUUCAUCAAGUUUGUCCUCAUCCCAAUGUUUGAGACAGUCAUGAAGCUCUUCCCCCAGAUUGAGGAGAUCAUGGUGCAGCCUCUGAGAGACUCUAGAGACCACUAUGAGGAGCUGAAGCAGAUCGAUGACGCCAUGACAGAGGGCUCUGGCUCUCGUUUUAUGAUCCAAAAAUUCAAAAAGGUCAUGGGUCGUCCUGAUCUGCGUCUUUGAAGAUGGAGGGUGAAAAGACUUGUCUUCUACACACUGAACCAACCUCAGACUACAUGGAACCUCCUGGUUGAUCACCACUGUUUUGUUAUGAACAUUACAGAAGGACAAUCGCUCUGUUUCAAUGUCCACACUAGCAUACUACAUAGGAUGAAUUCAUGUAUCAAGCACAUUGGAAUAUAGCUCAUCUGAACGCUAGUUGGUCAUUAUCCACGGCUGUGUAUAUACAGGCAGCCCAAUUCUGAUCUUUUUGCCCAAUUGUUGGAAAAAUAUCUGAUCUGAUUGGUCAAAAUACCAAUAAUUGGGCAAAAUAUCAUAAUUGGUCUGUCUAUGUAUACACAACCUAUCAUAAUUUCUGAGUGACAAUUGGUCAUUGUAGGUAUAUUUUUUGCCAUAUUUUCUGCUUUCUGUUUUUAGUCACACUCGUUGAUGUUGCCUAUUACGGUAUAAUGAAUAACAACUAAGACGUUUACUGCAACACUGUCUUUUCCUUUUACAAGUCUCCUAUUCAAAUGCAAAACUGUUUCUAAAACAGUUUGAAUAAAUUGACCCUUAAUUUAACCAUGUCAAGUACACAGCAUAUUUUAACAUAAUUAUUAGAGGUUUAAACAUUGUUACAACAAAUUCUACUAAUUAUCCCCUAGUGUGUGCACUGAAUGAAUUUACAUAAAUUCAUAUUUUGAGGUUUGUGUAAUAGCACAUCCAUUGUUGUUCAAUAUAUUCAGUCUUAGAUACAUGUUGUACGUUAUUACAGAAGUAUUUCAUUACAAUCUAAAAUGUUAUUCUUGUAUUUUAUUUAUUUGUGCAUAGUACAUCCUACAUAAACUGUGCAAACUACAUUACAGUUGUAAAACAUGUUACAUCCUUUUAUACAAAAUGUGCCACCUAGUAAUAAGGUUACUAAGAAGAGAUCAAAAUGUCAUUCUCGUCGACGGUUCAUGAGUAAUACCAUUGACUCUUCUCUGAAUGGUGCAGGGAUGAAUGAACCAAUGGCUGAUCCAGCUCGGGAGUCUUUGAAAGCUUGUGUACUUUACUUGAUAUCUGUAUUCUGAUGUGUAUGCUUUAUGCACAAUGCGGAUGGCCCACGCUUACGCUUGGAUUUCCUGCUCGUUGUCAUUUAGGAAAACCAUUUUAAGAGCGUGGUAGUCCAUAGCUUCGGGCUUUGAGGGGGUAUGUGUUGAAACAGGACUUCUUUGACAGUUUUGUUGUACAACUCCAAACUACCACUUAACCCACAUCUCUCUAUAGGAAAAAGAUAAGUGGGUGGUAUUCAACAGGUACAGUAGAUUUACUAUGGCCUGUUUCAUAACCUUCAUUUAUUGCAACCUGUUUCACAUUUCCAAGAGUGAUAAUUGUCUAUCUGUAAGACGAUACUUACAUACAGUAUGCUUCCACUUUUUAUGACCUACAUGAUUCUGAUGACAUUUGGAUGAUAAAGCUCUGAAGAUUCCAAAGAGAUAGGAUGUCAAUACUGACUUGAAUGUUUUCUGCAGGUCUGCUGGUAGAUAAUAGUGACUUUUGGAAAAUUCCACAGGGACAAACAGAGAUGGAAAUAACUUUCUUCUGUACUUUUUCCCUGCUACUUGGCCUCACGUCUAAGUCCUUUUCACCACUGGAACUGUUUGAUGGGGUCUUUGGGCUGAACUCGAGUAUGGCCUAGUCAUUUUGUUUAGAGGGAACUAUCUUUAUACAAUAUGUUGCAUGGAUAUAAAGGACAUCAACCACCUGAGCCACGACCUGUUCACCCCGUUAUCAUCAAGAAGGCGAGGCCUGUACAGGUGCAUCAAGGCUGGGACCGAGAGACUAAACAACAGCUUCUAUCUCUUGGCCAUCAGACUUUUAAAUAGCCAUCACUAGCCGGCUACCACCCAGCUACUCAACUCUGCACCUCAGAGGCUACUGCCCUAUAUGUAUACAACUGGUCAAAAGCUUUAGAACACC